Molecule: messenger RNA, 529 nt
Organism: Priapulus caudatus
Lineage: Eukaryota; Metazoa; Priapulida; Priapulimorpha; Priapulimorphida; Priapulidae
Product: integrin alpha-8-like
Exons: 4
Biological process (GO): cell adhesion mediated by integrin; cell-matrix adhesion; integrin-mediated signaling pathway
Cellular component (GO): external side of plasma membrane; integrin complex
Molecular function (GO): integrin binding
Source: RefSeq, a predicted model, not a curated record
AACUGUGACACCACGCAGUGUGUCACAAUUAGCUGUGAGAUCAAUGAUGAGUUGAAAGAUCGUGAGGAUGUGACAGUUACCGUGACAGCCCGGAUCAAUGAACUAGCUCUCUACGAUUUGAAGAUUGAUGAGACAGAAGCUGUGUUGGUGAGCAGCGCGGAGGUGCAGCUACCUGCGACCAUCAUGCAGCCCGACGACGGCAGGCCUGACUCCGCUACGGUGAGCACGUCACUCGUACCGGAGACGGCCCCCGAGCAGAGCGCCACGAUCCCGAUAUGGAUCAUCAUCAUUGCCGUCGUCGCCGGAAUCCUCCUGCUCAUCAUCGUCAUCGUCGUCCUCGUCAAGUGUGGCUUCUUCAAUCGUAAAGAGAAGGACGAACUGGAGAAACUAAAGCGACUGAGUGACUUUGAGCCAGAGCUGAUGGGCUAGUCUGUGGGCGGCAACGUGUCUACACGCGGGAAUCUCAUCAUCGAUGGAACGUCGGCGACAGUCUAGUCUGUGGGCGGCAACGUGUCUACACGCGGGAAUC